Condylura cristata (star-nosed mole) is the source of this 1331-nucleotide messenger RNA. It is a transcript of the gene ECHDC2, whose product is annotated as enoyl CoA hydratase domain containing 2. The coding region runs from base 1 to 894 and encodes 297 amino acids. Gene Ontology annotation, molecular function: enoyl-CoA hydratase activity. Gene Ontology annotation, biological process: fatty acid beta-oxidation. NCBI's taxonomy places the organism in Eukaryota, Metazoa, Chordata, Mammalia, Eulipotyphla, Talpidae. Gene Ontology annotation, cellular component: mitochondrion. The transcript has 10 exons. The record is from RefSeq and is a predicted model, not a curated record.
AUGCUGCGCACCGUAGUAAAGAGCGCCCAGCAGCUCCUGCGCCUCUGGGGUCCCCUUCCAGCCCGUGGCUGCGCCUCCCAUGCAACGGAAGUGGACCGCGAAAUCCAAGUGCGCGCCCUGGAGGGGCCCGACCAAGGAAUCACUGAGAUUCUGAUGAACAGACCAAUAGCCCGAAAUGCCCUGGGGAAUGUCUUUGUCAGCGAGCUACUAGAAGCUCUGGCCCAGCUCCGGGAGGACCAACAAAUACGUGUCCUGCUCUUCAGAAGUGGAGUGAAGGGUGUGUUCUGUGCAGGUGCAGACCUGAAGGAGCGGGAGCAGAUGAGUGAGGCAGAGGUGGGGGUCUUUGUCCAGCGGCUCCGAGGCCUGAUGAAUGAGAUUGCAGACUUUCCUGCACCCACCAUUGCAGCUAUGGAUGGUUUUGCCUUGGGUGGAGGCCUGGAACUCGCCUUGGCCUGUGACCUUCGAGUGGCAGCUUCCUCGGCCAUGAUGGGACUGAUCGAGACCACCCGAGGGCUCCUCCCAGGAGCAGGAGGGACUCAGAGACUGCCUCGAUGCCUGGGGGUGGCCCUGGCAAAGGAGCUCAUCUUCACGGGCCGAAGACUGAGUGGGGUACAAGCCCAGGCACUGGGGCUGGUGAACCAUGCUGUGCCCCAGAAUGAGGAGGGCAACGCCGCCUACCACCGGGCACGAGCACUGGCUCAGGAGAUCCUGCCCCAGGCCCCUAUUGCUGUGAGGCUUGGCAAAGUAGCAAUUAACCGCGGAAUAGAGGUGGACAUUGCCUCAGGGAUGGUCAUCGAAGGGAUAUGCUAUGCUCAGAACAUCCCCACCCAGGACCGGUUGGAGGGCAUGGCAGCCUUCAGGGAGAAGCGGCCUCCCAAAUUUGUUGGCAAGUGACUCCCAUUUAACCUCAGGCACAAGAGUCUGGGUCUUAAAGGCCAGGAUUUAGAAGGGAAAUUAACAGUGUGACUAUCCUCAUCAUAACACUUCUUUGGGUUUUAAUUCCUCAAAAGGAUAAUGAUGAACAUACUGAUUAGCAUGGUGCCUAAUAUUAGAAUGCUGAUUUUUGUCACCCACUACUACCUUCAUUACUCCUCACCCUGGCCCCAGAUAAUCCCUAGGGUUGGGUUGGCUCUGCUUUGGAGAAUAUAGGUUUGUUCCCAUUUGAAUAAUAAACUAAGGAUUAAAACCAUCCCCUACUGUGGGGACUGCAAACUGUUGGUUCUCAUACUUGGUGGUUGUCAGUGCUCACCAGAGAUGGCAAAAUGUUAUAAACCACACCAGCUUUCCUUCUUUUCUGAGCCCAUGCUUAGCCUAUGUCACUAAAUCAUGGG